CCUUGCGCCUUGCAUGUUUUUUAAGGCGCUGUGGUAAAGAGGUAAAAUGCACGGCGCAAUGGUCGCUUAUUGAAUCCUAACGGUUUUUCGGCCUGUAUGAAGUGCAAACCGCGGGCUUUCGUCGCUAAAACAGCCCGCUGUAUGUAGCCCAUCCUGGGCUGUCGGAUUCUGUGCACUUCAAACAAGGGAGAGUCGGACCCCGGCGGAGCCAAGGGGGUGUGUUUGUGUAUCCUUUCGAAAGGAGGCGGGAAAUGGCCACUCGAUUAACGACGAACAUCAGCUCGCCUUUUAAUUUUAGCGGAAACAGUUUCCGUGUGAUGAGACGCAAAGCGCCGGGCGAUUUUCACAGCGCGACUGAUUGGUGAAACCUAGUCAGUGACUGAAGGCUGAUCAUGGAAUUUGACGAGAUAAAACGGAAAGGUGUAAUGGAGAUGUCGGGUAUAGAGGGAGAGGUAGGUCUGGUGGCUGGUCGCAGUCAGAGGGAGAAAAGGCGCUCAUACAAAGAUUUAUUGAGAGAAGAGGAAGAAAUAGCUGCACAGGUGUGCAAAACCUCUGAGAGAAACAGUGAGGACUCUGAGUUGAUAGUGAUGGGUGGAGAUUUACAUAAAAAGAAGAAGAAGCACUCAAGUGAUGAGUACCAUUAUAGAGACCACCAUGGCUCAGGCCCUCCUCAUAAGAAGAAGCGUAAGUCCUCUGAACGCUCACCCUCGCGCUCGUCAUCAUGCUCCUCUCAGCCGGCCCACUCUACAGAUACUGCUAUGGGCCUCUUGCAGGCUAUCACCUCCCCAAUGGCCACAGGCUCUGAGCCUGUCCCCAACAUUCAUAAAAAACCCUCUUACCCUCCUCACUCCUCACAUUCCUCCUCCAAAGAUCGUAAGCGUGAAGGCAGCUCCAAGAGUGGCCACUCUUUCUCCCACUCUUUCUCUCAUUCCCGCCAUCCGAGUUCGUCGUCGUUGUCUAAGAAGCAUUCUUCGUCCACCUCGUCUUCUUCUAAGUCUUCCUUGUUCCAUGCCGGAGCUGGGAGGGGUGAGCCACUUACACUGCGAGAUGGUGAGGGGCUGAAAAUGAAGCUCAUCCUUUCGCCCAAGGAGAGGAACGAGGGAGGAGAGUCAAUUGAAGGAUUCCCUUUCCCUGCACACCCAUCUUCAGGGAGUAUGGGACAUCAUUCCUCCUCUGGCAUCAAAAAAAGUGGGAUGAAGAAGGAGAAGGACAGGGACCGAAUGACAACAUCUAAACCACCAAAGAAGAAACAGCACAGCCGAGAGCCUCUGCCUAUGGUGGGGAAAGAAGUAGAAGUGGAGGGACAGUAUGGUGGAUCUGUGGCACAGGUGGGAGAUUGUUCAUCCUCAGGAGGGGAGCUAGAGGCAGGUGAACUGAUCAUUGAUGACUCUUACACGCACCUUUCAUCUAAAAAGAAGAAAAAAAGCAAAAAAAGCAAAAAGAAAAAGGACAAAGAGAAGGACAGGGACAAGGAUAAAAGCUCAAAAGAGAAGAAGCACAGCAAAGGAGGAAAUGCAGAAAAGAAAGGAUUUAAAGGGGACUCAUCCAGAAGCCACUCCCAUUCCCACAGCUCGUCCAAUCACAGUACCUCAUUAGGGACAUACACUAUGGCUCCAGCAAUCCCCUUGCAUCAUCAUCAGGGUGCUGACGUGAUGAUGGUGAAGAAGAAAAAGAAGGAGGAGAAGGAGAGGGACAAGCAUGACAAAGACAAGAAAAAGAAGAAGAGUACGACAGCUUAUCAGGUGUUCUGUAAAGAGUACAGGGCCAAUAUAAAUGCAGAACAGCCUGGACUUGUGUUUGGGGAACUGAGCAAGAAGCUUGCAGAGGUUUGGAAACGUCUACCUGAAAAAGAUAAGCAGAUCUGGAAGCAAAAAGCUCAGUAUCUGCAGCAUAAGCAGAUUAAAGCUGAGGCCACUACAGUCAAACAGAAGACUUCCUCAACAGAUAACAAAAUCAAAAGCUCCAGUAAGGUUGUGAGUAUGGGGGCGGGGUUGACCUCUCCAAGCCGCUCUUCUCUGACCAUCCGGGUACCAGAGGUUGACCCCAUAGAUGCUGCUGCCCAUCUGCAACUCCUUGGGGAGUCCCUCUCUCUCAUUGGACACAGGCUACAAGAGACAGAAGGAAUGGUAGCAGUGUCUGGCAGUCUCUCUGUCCUGCUAGACUCCAUUUUGUGUGCUCUCGGGCCAUUAACCUGCCUCACUGCUCAGGUCCCUCAGCUUAAUGGCUGUCCCCGCAGCGUCUUGUCAAACACGCUGGACAACAUAGCAUACAUCAUGCCAGGACUAUGAGACUGGAGAACAGAUGACCUUACUCCAAUUGCACUUCAUAAGAAACAGGACUCAUAAAAAACAACCUAAUUUUUAGGAGCAUGAAACAAAUGACAAUUUCUGACAGUUUAUUUUUGUUAACAAUGCACCAAUCAGGUCUGGGACAAAAGCAUUGGACUUUUGUAGACGUAGAACUGUUUUUAAAUCUUAAAAUGUUUAAUAUUUUUAAAACUGUAAUUCUUUAAUAUUUUUAAAAAAGGGAUCAGAAAUCUUAUUCGAGGGAACAUGUCUAUGUCAGGUUAUUAGAUUUUAUUGUUUUAUUGUUUUAGCGUGUCCCAGUGAACGUAUGCAUGUGUGUAUGUUUAUGUGAGUGUGUUGUGUGAAAACAUACUUUUAUUAUGUAAAGAGCAAUUUAUUUUUAUGAAGAUGUGUACAGUUUUAUGUCUGGGCCCAAGGCUGUUUUUUUUUUUUAUUUUAUUUAAAGUUAAAUUAAUAGAAACAAACAGUAGUUUAACUGCAGUAGUCCUUUUACAGCCAAACUGUUUUUAUACUUGUAAAAUGUAAUAUGUUUUAAUUUGUUUAUAGUAAAAGCAUGUAUGGAAUAAUUUUGGAAGUGUGACCGAGCAAGUUGCUGUAAUGCAUAGAUUUAGAAGCACAAAGCUGUACAGUUCAUUAUUACUAAUAUUUUUCCCCAAACUGUUACGAAGAUGCAGGGUGGAUUUUAUUAGAUUUCAAGUUACCUUUUUUGAGCAUGUUUAUUCUUUUUGGAAUUUUAGUUGCAAUACAUAUUUUAAAUCCCUUUCAAAUAUUUGAUCAAAAAUGUUCAGAUGUUCUGCUUGUUUAGGUUUUUACAAAGUUUUUGUGCUCCAUAUUAUGAAGAAAAAACCCCCACAGAACAGAGAAAGGUUUUUUUUUUUCCCUGUAGUCUUUAAUUACAUCUGUGUACUUGCACAGCCAUAGGCAUCAGCUUUAAUUAAUGUAGGAGAGGCAGCCUAAGCAUGUAAUAAUGACAUGUUGCUGCUUGUACAAUGACUUUCUAUCUUUGCUAGUCUGGCAGUCUUCU
Pangasianodon hypophthalmus (striped catfish) is the source of this 3330-nucleotide messenger RNA. RefSeq names its product HMG box domain containing 4a (gene hmgxb4a). Bases 393 to 2288 code for a protein of 631 amino acids. The record is from RefSeq and is a predicted model, not a curated record. The transcript is spliced from 13 exons. NCBI's taxonomy places the organism in Eukaryota, Metazoa, Chordata, Actinopteri, Siluriformes, Pangasiidae.